AUAACAACUAAAGUGUAAAAAUAGAUAUUGCAGCAAACAAUUUAUAAUAAUAACUAGUAAAAUGGCCAAUUUCGGUUCACCAAACGAUUUUUACACGUCAGGCCCAACUGAUAAUAAUGCCUACAACUUUGAAAUGCCAGAAUUUGAUCAAGAAUUAAAUUUUCAAAACUUUGAUAAUACUCAACCUUCAGUGCCACCAAAUUAUGACAUGAACUAUGCCAACCCUAAUGCCGGUGCUGCUGGCAAUGGCAUGAGUUCAUUUUACGAUCCCAAUGUCUAUACACCAAAUCCUUAUGAACAAGAUAAACAAUUUAAACCACCAGGCGGCACCACCGACUUUGAUGAUGAGCCACCUUUAUUAGAGGAAUUAGGUAUUAAUCCAAAUCACAUAUUCCAGAAGACAUUGGCCGUACUCAAUCCAAUGCGUGGAGCUGAUCAGUCUAUUUUACAAGACACAGAUAUGGCCGGACCAUUAGUGUUUUGUUUGGCAUUAGGAGGCUUUUUGCUUUUGAGUGGCAAGGUGACUUUCUCUUAUAUUUAUGGCAUUGGUGUGAUGGGAUCCCUUGCCUUCUAUUGUCUACUGACAUUAAUGGCUACACAAGCUCCCGUGACAUUCGGAGCCGUUGUUUCCGUUUUAGGCUACUGUUUGUUGCCAAUGGUCGUCUUAUCUGGCAUUAAUGUGUUGAUUACUAUACAAGGUACAUUUGGACUUAUCGUUGCUGGCGUUUGCAUCUUUUGGUGUUCAUUAUCUGCUUCAAAGCUAUUUGUAACAGCAUAUUCAAUGGACCAUCAACAAGUCCUCAUUGCAUAUCCCUGUGCCCUGCUCUAUGGAGUUUUUGCUUUAAUUACAAUAUUCUAAACACAAACUACUCAAUUAUAAAAAAAAAUAUAUUGUUAUAUCGAUUUCGAAUGAAUGUAAAACAUUUUAACUAAUAAAUAAUUUUGUAUAUCCUUAAAAUAA
Messenger RNA from Calliphora vicina (urban bluebottle blowfly), 961 nucleotides. It is a transcript of the gene Yip1d1, whose product is annotated as Yip1 domain-containing 1. Gene Ontology annotation, cellular component: trans-Golgi network; membrane. Gene Ontology annotation, biological process: endoplasmic reticulum to Golgi vesicle-mediated transport; vesicle fusion with Golgi apparatus. The transcript has 5 exons. NCBI's taxonomy places the organism in Eukaryota, Metazoa, Arthropoda, Insecta, Diptera, Calliphoridae. The record is from RefSeq and is a predicted model, not a curated record. Bases 62 to 859 code for a protein of 265 amino acids.